AUGGCUGGAGCUGCAAGUCCACUGACGACCCCCACGCCCGAGGCGUCUCCGGUCGAGUACUUGACUCGUUUCUGGCGUACCCAUGCGUCAGUGUUCAUGCGCUGGUUCCUCUCGCUUCCUUAUGCCGGUCAAGUGUCGCUACUGCGCAAUGCGUCGCCUGACAUGCCACUGUCGUACGACCUGCAGGAGACGCGACCACCAGCGACGCAGCUGCUCGCGCCUGAGCUGACGCUGAAAGCGCUGCUGGAAGACAAUGGGAAGGCGCUGCUGCGACUUAUGAACGCACGCGCUACCAAGACGGACCAGUGCAGUCGUCAUGAUGUGCUGUACCUCACGUCGCUGCGUGCGAACGGUACCAUGCCGACGUUCUCGGGCGAUACGCUGAAGCACGUGUCACUGGCUUUUAUUGAUUUAGCCGACCCGGAGCACAACGUCCAGUCGUUGAUGCCCUCGGCGUCGAGCGAGAUCGUCGAGUCAAAGAGAGCUCUGAUCAAACAGGGCAAGCUCAUGGAGGCGGACGUGUGGCUCACGCUGCAAGUGCGGCAGCAGAUCAUCUUGACGCUCCUGACCAAUGUGGCCCAUACGUUUGAAGCAUUGUUCUUGAAGCAGGACGUGAUGGGAGACGUCCGUGUGGCAAAAGUGGGCUGUCGAUAUUGUGGGUCCGUGCAGAAGCGCUCGACAGAAGUAGAAGCGAAGACGGCGUUGGUGCAAUGUGCAUGUAGAGCAGCAUUUUAUUGCUGCACCGAACACCAGGAGGAGGACUGGACGAACCACAAGACGAGCUGUCAUUCGAUUCGAAACGAGAAAGCUGCUACAGAACAGAGUACAGUGCACGAUUAG
Messenger RNA from Hyaloperonospora brassicae, 840 nucleotides. NCBI's taxonomy places the organism in Eukaryota, Oomycota, Peronosporomycetes, Peronosporales, Peronosporaceae. The record is from the annotation of a GenBank genome assembly.